UCGGCAGACACCAUGACGGCUCUGUGGUUCCUGGGGUCGCUGCUGAUGAGUCUGGAUUUGACACUUUCGGCUCCACCAUGGAAAGGCUCCAAGGAGUUCAAGGACGGAGCUGAUGGGCCCACGGUGGUUCUCACUGUGGACGGGAAGCUCUGCCACUUUCCCUUUCAGUACCACCGUCGCCUGUACCACAAAUGCAUCCACAAAGGAAGGCUGGGCUCCAGGCUCUGGUGUGCUACCACCCCCAACUUUGAUGAGGAUCAGCAAUGGGGAUACUGCUUGGAGCCCAAGAAAGUGAAAGACCAUUGCAGCAAGCACAACCCCUGCCACAAAGGAGGGACAUGUGUCAACACCCCCAAUGGCCCACACUGUCUCUGCCCUGAACACCUCACUGGGAAACAUUGCCAGAAAAAUAAAUGCUUUGAGCCUCAGCUUCUCAAGUUCUUCCAUGAGAAUGAGAUAUGGUUUAGAACAGGGCCAGGAGGUGUGGCCAGGUGCGAGUGCAAAGGUUCUGAGGGUCAUUGCAAGCCGCUGGCCAGUCAGGCCUGCAGCGGCAAUCCAUGCCUUAAUGGGGGCAGCUGCCUCCUGGUGGAGGACCACCGACUGUGCCACUGCCCUACAGGCUAUACGGGACCUUUUUGCGACUUGGACCUUAGGGCGACCUGCUAUGAAGGCAGGGGGCUCAGCUACCGGGGCCAGGCUGGAACUACACUGUCGGGCGCUCCAUGUCAGCGGUGGGCCUCGGAGGCCACCUACAGGAACAUGACUGAGAUGCAAGCGCUAAGAUGGGGCCUGGGGCACCACGCAUUCUGCCGGAACCCAGAUAAUGACACACGUCCAUGGUGCUACGUCUGGAAUGGCGACAGGCUGGGCUGGGACUAUUGCGACCUGGAGCAGUGCCCGACGCCAACGCUCACACCUCUACUUCGCCCCGAGAGUCAGGACGUGACAGAGCCCUGGCCUCCCAUAUUGCAGAUGCCUCAGUCCCCGUCCCUGUCCGAUGCACUAAAUGCCUCGGCCGAGCAUCAGACUUUGUCCAGGACCAGCACGGUGGCCUGCGGACAGAGGUUCCGCAAGCGACUGUCCUCGCUCAGGCGCGUGGUGGGCGGACUAGUGGCUCUGCCUGGGUCGCACCCCUACAUCGCUGCACUGUACUGGGGCGACAACUUCUGCGCGGGCAGUCUCAUCGCCCCCUGCUGGGUGCUGACGGCGGCUCACUGCCUGCAGAACCGGCCAGCGCCGGAGGAACUGACAGUGGUACUUGGUCAAGAUCGCCAUAACCAGAGCUGCGAGCGGUGCCAGACUCUGGCUGUGCGCUCCUACCGCCUUCACGAGGGCUUCUCCUCCGUCACUUACCAGCACGACUUGGCUCUGCUGCGCCUGCAGGAGAGCGAAAGCAACAGCUGCGCGAUCAUGUCACCUCACGUCCAGCCAGUGUGUCUGCCCAGCGGCGCUGCCCCACCCUCUGAGACAGUGGUCUGCGAGGUGGCCGGCUGGGGUCACCAGUUCGAGGGGGCUGAAGAAUACGCCACCUUCCUGCAGGAGGCACAGGUUCCUUUCAUCUCCCUGGAUCGCUGCUCCAACUCUAACGUGCAUGGAGACGCCAUCUUGCCUGGGAUGCUUUGCGCUGGCUUCUUGGAGGGAGGCACCGAUGCCUGCCAGGGUGACUCCGGGGGUCCUCUGGUGUGUGAGGAAGGAACUGCAGGCCGUCAGCUCACCUUGCGAGGGGUCAUCAGCUGGGGCUCAGGCUGUGGUGACCGUAACAAGCCCGGGGUCUACACUGACGUGGCCAACUACCUGACUUGGAUCCAGGAGCAGAUAGCUUUAUAACUAACCAGGGUUGGUCUUUCCUUCUUGUGUGCUCCUGGGACGGGGUGGUGGAUACGGCAUGCUGGGCCAGAGUGAACCUAGUGCCUGGGCAUCAGGGGCACAGAAACUCAAUA
Messenger RNA from Mastomys coucha (southern multimammate mouse), 1940 nucleotides. RefSeq names its product coagulation factor XII (gene F12). The transcript has 14 exons. Lineage: Eukaryota; Metazoa; Chordata; Mammalia; Rodentia; Muridae. Gene Ontology annotation, cellular component: extracellular region; rough endoplasmic reticulum. The record is from RefSeq and is a predicted model, not a curated record. Gene Ontology annotation, biological process: blood coagulation; zymogen activation. Bases 13 to 1827 code for a protein of 604 amino acids. Gene Ontology annotation, molecular function: calcium ion binding; serine-type endopeptidase activity.